Mangifera indica (mango) is the source of this 846-nucleotide messenger RNA. RefSeq names its product putative protein TPRXL. Lineage: Eukaryota; Viridiplantae; Streptophyta; Magnoliopsida; Sapindales; Anacardiaceae. The transcript has a single exon. The record is from RefSeq and is a predicted model, not a curated record. Bases 99 to 728 code for a protein of 209 amino acids.
AUAUACAUUGCUACACUGGAGCUAGGUUUGCCAAACUGAAGAGCCAAACACGGCUUCUAAAAAAUUUCUUCUUUCUCAGUCUAUUUUUAGCAACUAAAAUGGCGGCAACCCCUUCUAGACGAUCAUCGAGCGGACCAGUAGUUCGUUCUCUCUCACCUUCUGGCAGAUUCUACCAUUCUAAUUACACAUCAUCGUCUUCUUCCUCCUCUGCUUUUGCUUAUUCAACCUCUGGUUUCUCUUCUACAUCCUCACCUUUCUUUACCAGAUCUGCUUCUCCAACACGUGUCAACCUCUACGGUAACAACAAACCGAUUCAGUCCACCUCAGCUCAUUCUAUCAGGUUCUUAUCACCCAACCACGCCAUCAAUUCACAUAACAUAAACAAUAAUCAAGUUCAGGUUCAGGUUUUGAAAAAUCAAUCUAAACCGAAGAGGACAUGUAUGUGCUCUCCUACUACGCACCCUGGCUCCUUCCGCUGCAGCCUCCAUAAAAAUUGUAAUUCUCCGCAGUCUCAGGUUACCAAUAACUUGCCAAAUAAUCGGCUCCAUGCUAGGAGAUCGGCUAUGACAAACUCGCUGGUUAGGAUUGGAGGAGUAGAAGGAGAUUUGGUGAAGAGAGCUUUGGCGGCUUUGAUUCGGCCGUCUUCUCAUCAGCAAAGACGCCGAGCCGCUUUCCAGCCUCGGCCAAGCCGCUUAUCUAUCAUGUCCAAUGCUGAGGAUGAUUUAUGAUCAAAUAUCAAACUACUGGACUUGGACUUUAAUUAGUUUUGUUUGUGUGUGUAUAUAUACAUAUAUAGAAAUAUUAUAUAAAAUCAAGCCAUUUAUUUUGAGGCGCUUGAACAGUAAA